AGCAGAAAGAAACAGUGAAAAGGGAAUAAUUACAUAAAAAAACACACUGACCGGCAUUUUUUAGACGACUUCCCGAAGUUUUCGCCGAAAUUAGCUCCCGAACAGAUCUACCGGGAGUUGCACUUGCCAUAACCAAAGCAUGAGUGGUUACCAAUAUCUGGACGUGAAGCUGAAACUCCGUAAUCCAGACUCCGUAACUUUGACCCCCGUGUUCCUUUGCGGCUGCAUCGUCAAUUCCUUGACGAAUAUUUUUGGCGAAAUCGGUGGACAAACUACCCUGGAAAUCGUUAAAUUCAGCUCAACCGAAAAACGCUCCAUUUUCCGGGUGUCCGAGGAUUUCCUGGAACGCGCCCGCAUAGCUAUUUCCCUAAUAGGAUACUACCAACAAGUGCCCUGCCAUUUCCAGGUGCUCAGCACAUCCCGAAAACCUUUGGACUUCGAGGACUCUGCCGAGGAAUUUAUAGCAUUUAACUGA
This is a messenger RNA of Drosophila gunungcola (fruit fly), 475 nucleotides long. RefSeq lists its product as uncharacterized. Lineage: Eukaryota; Metazoa; Arthropoda; Insecta; Diptera; Drosophilidae. The transcript is spliced from 2 exons. The coding region runs from base 140 to 475 and encodes 111 amino acids. Gene Ontology annotation, cellular component: ribonuclease P complex. Gene Ontology annotation, biological process: tRNA 5'-leader removal. The record is from RefSeq and is a predicted model, not a curated record.